Molecule: messenger RNA, 853 nt
Organism: Scatophagus argus
Lineage: Eukaryota; Metazoa; Chordata; Actinopteri; Scatophagidae
Product: tubulin beta chain-like
Exons: 4
Coding region: 1-852 (283 amino acids)
Biological process (GO): mitotic cell cycle; microtubule cytoskeleton organization
Cellular component (GO): cytoplasm; microtubule
Molecular function (GO): structural constituent of cytoskeleton; GTPase activity; GTP binding
Source: RefSeq, a predicted model, not a curated record
AUGGGAGCCCAUCAAUUCCAGGUGCUCCCGCUCCAGGUGUCGGACACAGUGGUGGAGCCAUACAAUGCUACCCUCUCCGUCCACCAGCUGGUGGAGAAUACAGAUGCGACCUUCUGCAUUGAUAACGAGGCCCUGUAUGACAUCUGCUUUCGCACACUGAAGCUCACCACGCCCACCUAUGGUGACCUCAACCGCCUGGUCUCAGCCACCAUGAGCGGGGUGACUACCUGCCUGCGGUUCCCUGGCCAGCUCAAUGCUGAUUUGAGGAAACUGGCUGUUAACGUGGUACCCUUUCCCAGGCUGCACUUCUUCAUUCCAGGGUUUGACCCCCUGACCAGCCGCGGCAGCCAGCAGUACAGGGCGUUGACGGUUCCUGAACUCACCCAGCAGAUGUUCGAUGCCAAGAACAUGAUGGCAGCUUGCGACCCACGGCACGGGCGUUACCUUACAGCCGCCGCCAUCUUCAGAGGCCGUGUGUCCAUGAAGGAGGUGGACGAGCAGAUGCUGAACGUGCAGAACAAAAACAGCAGCUACUUUGUGGAGUGGAUCCCCAACAACGUGAAGACAGCCGUCUGCGACAUCCCUCCCCGCAGCCUCAAGAUGGCUUCCACCUUCAUUGGCAACAGCACAGCCAUUCAAGAGCUGUUCAGGCGCAUCUCUGAGCAGUUCAGCGCCAUGUUCCGCCGCAAGGCCUUCCUCCACUGGUACACGGGCGAGGGCAUGGAUGAGAUGGAGUUCACAGAGGCUGAGAGCAACAUGAACGACCUGGUGUCCGAGUACCAGCAGUACCAGGACGCCACGGCCGAGGAAGAGGGCGAGUUUGAGGAGGAGGGCGAAGAGGACAUGGCCUAGA